Molecule: messenger RNA, 324 nt
Organism: Phytophthora nicotianae INRA-310
Lineage: Eukaryota; Oomycota; Peronosporomycetes; Peronosporales; Peronosporaceae
Exons: 1
Coding region: 1-324 (107 amino acids)
Source: RefSeq, a predicted model, not a curated record
AUGCGCAAAAGCCCUCCUUCUACGACAAUAAGGUGUGCAACGCAGUCUAGAAUUCAGGAGCAACUUCCUCUGGUAGCUGAUUUUUUACGCAGCAGAGAAGUAUCCGCUGGGCUAGCGACGACGCUGUACAUGGCUACAACUCAAGACAGACUCCCCUCUGAUGCGCCCCUGGAAGUGCCGACAAGUUCGACGUUCCAACAACUUCAGUACGUUGAUAAACAACAAAGGAUUAUUGAUGAGAACGUAGCGGCCGCUGUAGAAAUGCACAGAGAGGCAUAUCCCCCUCUGUCCGAAAGUGCGGAUAUCGAGGAUGAAGAACAUUAG